Messenger RNA from Ostertagia ostertagi, 384 nucleotides. Lineage: Eukaryota; Metazoa; Nematoda; Chromadorea; Rhabditida; Trichostrongylidae. The record is from the annotation of a GenBank genome assembly.
AUGACCACUACUAUCGCAUCAAUGACGACCACUGCAGAAGAUACAACAACGUUUACUAUACCGGACCUUUUUGUUGGCGCGAAAACUAACGACACGCUUUUCAAAGAGGAACCAAGACGUGAAGUCUACGACCUCAACAAAGCCAACGAUCCAAAGGGCGCCAUGGAACAACAAGAAGGGAACAAAACGUUCGCUGUAACGGCAACUGUGAUCGUGAUCGCCAUCAUCUCCAUCAUAGCAACUAUAGCCGUCAUGCUUUUCAUGCGAAAAAAGCGAAAAAUCGCCAACGCAGAAGGAGUGCACUCAAGAAAGAAAUCGUCAAAGCUGGAUGAUGGUAUGGUUGAAAUCGAACUUGAUUCCAGUGCACCAACAAAGAAAUUAUAA